Messenger RNA from Besnoitia besnoiti, 1293 nucleotides. RefSeq lists its product as uncharacterized. NCBI's taxonomy places the organism in Eukaryota, Apicomplexa, Conoidasida, Eucoccidiorida, Sarcocystidae. The record is from RefSeq and is a predicted model, not a curated record. Bases 1 to 1293 code for a protein of 430 amino acids. The transcript is spliced from 3 exons.
AUGGGUUUUCUCGCCAGGAUGGGCGGAGCGGUUUUCGCUCGGUCCGUCCUCUAUGCCGCAGUGGCAUGGGUCGGUGUCGUGAGUAUUUCACAUGUGUCGGCUGAGGUCGGUCUGCUUCUCGGCGGAAUCAACAAGGAAUUCGUCAUGGAAUCUCGUGGACAUAACUGGAGUAUGGAUGCUGGAGCGUGUUUUGUGGGCCGCCCCCGCCAUCUGGUCGUCGAUCCCACGCUUGAUCAUGAUUUCAUGAGGACGCAGGAACUGAUCACCAACUACACAGGGCCGCGUCUUUGUGCGUGGCUAGAGAACACGUAUACGGAGCAUAUGGCGCAAAAGAAAGCAUGGGAAGCUGAGCAUCAGAAAUCCAAGAGCAGCGUGUCAGUGUUUAACGUUCUGAAAAAACUGAAGAAGGCCGUUGCUUCUUUUCCCGUAUUUACGGUCACGGUGACUGUGAGGUACUUUGACCUGUGGCACGACGAUAGGUGGGGGAAUCCUCUGCCGUGGAUCAUGGCGAGGUUUGAGUACACGCUUCCGGAGAACGGAUACGGUCUUUUCUCGCACAUAUCCCCCGUUUUUUCUAUGAACCCGUCAUCUGGGACGGCAGCAGUGGUACACAUCCUUCUAAGCCCCCCGCCCACCUUCAACCAGUAUGUGGAUCUCGGUAAAGAGAAGGCGAUCCUGUUAUCGGCCUUAGCAAGUGGCACAGGAGUAGGCCACGCGAUACUGGCGGGGGACAAGAAGUCACCAGUUGUCCAGGUGUUCCAAUUAGGGCAGCUCAUCUAUGCUUUGGCUGAAAACGUACUGACGAUGAAGUUUGCGAUUGGUGACUUUUGGCUGAAAGGCACCGAAUGCUACAUUCUUUCGAGGUUGGCAGUAACAACGCUCAUUAAUGGCGUGCCACUAUGCCAGUUUGUGGCAAAUCGAGGCGGCAGAGGACUAUGGGCGCUUUACAAAGCAGAGAAAAGGAAGUCAGUUGCUGUGAGUGUCACAGCCGUCGACUUCUUCAAUUACCGCCGUCCCACUUUCCAAGCAAUAGUGACAGAAGGGUUGAUUUUUGGAGGUGUCAAUGACGCCCCUGUCGUAAUGGAGCUUGUCACAGACCCGACGGUGAUUCCUAAGUAUGUGGGAACGGUCAAAGCGGCGCGAAAAGUCCGGUGGACCGUAUCCUUGUUGAAGUUUUUCCACUUUGUUGCCGAGACCGGUAUGGCAGUAUACGAUGCUAAGGAAGAAGUCGCGAGGAGGAGGGAAAUGUCACGUAUCCUCGCGGCCUCUCGCGGGGAACUCGGUGCCAGAUGA